AUGACUAAGAUGGUGUGUCCAACAACAGACACCACGAUGAAUAUCGAAGGACAAUUUGUCACCAUGAAACCCGAUUUCGUACAUAGAACUCGUUCAGUCAUUCAGGGGCUGGAAACAUUACGUCAAGAACAUACACUACUGAUUAAUUCAACAAAAACAAAAUCAUCAGAUGAUUUACAGAAGAAUAAUGUAAAACAUUCCCGAUUGAAACAAUCGUUGGAGUUAGUUGAUUUGGGAAUUGGUGAAGCUCGUGUCAUGGUGGAGCUGAAUAAUCAUUUGCAAAAUCUCGAAUCUGAUGCACGAAAGUUACUUUUACAAGUACAACGUCUUAGUCAAGAGAACAGUUGGUUACGAGAUGAACUAUCAUCAACUGAAAAACGUUUUCAAGGAAGUAAAUCAACAAAACUUGAAUUAGAACAAGAAAUCAAAGAACUAAACGAAUCGAUCAUUAAAUUACCUUCACUACCAUCUACAAUCACGAUCGACGAUAAAGAUUUUGAUCUAAAUUCGAGUUCGAGAAUAGAUGAUUCUUUGUCUUUACAAAAAGAAACUACAGACGAUUAUGAAACUUCUCAAGCAACAACUAUGAAACGUUUCGGUUCGUAUUCGGACGAGUUUGGUAUGAGUCAUAUGAACUCAACACUUCAUGAAACGUCGGCUCGAUUUCGUACAAUACACAAUUUAGUGAUUCAAUAUGCAUCAGCUGGUCGAUAUGAAGUGGCCGUGCCACUAUGUCGACAAGCUCUUGAAGACAUUGCAAAAGUACACGGACCCGAUCAUCAGGAUAGAGCUGCAAUGUUAAACAUUUUGGCACUCGUUUACCGCGAACAAAAUAAGUUCAAAGAGGCCUUAAUUUUGCUAGAAGAGGCAUUGGCUAUUAGAGAAAAAGUAUUGGGACCCGAAGAUCCAGCAGUAGCGGCUACACUCAACAAUCUCGCAGUUUUAUAUGGAAAACAGGAUCUCUAUAAAGACGCGGAACCAUUGUGUAAACGAGCAUUGGAAAUACGUGAAAAAGCAUUCGGCCGUGAUCAUCCGGUUGUUGCUAAACAAUUGACUAAUCUUGCGCUGUUAUGUCUUAAACAAGGUAAAUAUAGCAUGGUUGAAAUGUACUAUACACGUGCGAUUGACAUUUAUUCAAAACACUAUGGAAAUAAUGAUCCGAAUGUGGCUAAAACAAAAAAUAAUUUAGCAAGCCUCUAUUUGAGAGAAGGCAAAUAUAAAGCAGCCGCACAAUUGUACAAAGAAGUGCUUGCCGAUAUACAGUUGUCUAAUGCCAAUCAAAAAUUAACUCAAAAACCUCUAGCUCAUAGUCAAACGGAACGAAAUUCUCUUGAACAGACUACAGUGACAAUGAUGUUGAAAAAUUUAGGAGCAAUAUAUAGGCGUCAAGGUUUUUUCAAUCAUGCCGAUAUAUUGGAAGCGUGUGCCGUUCGAGCACAAGAUGACCCACAAGCCAUUACAAAUGCACUCGAUGUUAUUCAACAAACACGAAUUAGUGAUGAAUUACAUCAUAACGAUUCAUCACGACGAAAUCGGACACAACCACCAGUAUCGGGUGGAGAGCAACGAUUACAUAGAAGUGGAUCAUUUCAAAAAUUAAGAGCAUCAAUUAAACGUGGAAGUGAAAAACUGGUUCAAAAACUACGCGGAACAAGCGACGAUAAUAGUAGUAUAAAACGUUCUUCAUCCAUGUCGGUUUUAAAUACGCCGCCGCCGCCACCACCACCUCCACAACAUCCCCUCAAAGCUAAGCCUAAUUUUAAUAAGCAGGCCUCUGUACAAAUACAGAAUAAACCGCCGAUUGUUCAAGCACAAUUUUCUGAAGGAAGAGUUGGUAGCACAGAAAAUCUACAUUAA
This is a messenger RNA of Didymodactylos carnosus, 1857 nucleotides long. The record is from the annotation of a GenBank genome assembly. NCBI's taxonomy places the organism in Eukaryota, Metazoa, Rotifera, Eurotatoria, Philodinida, Philodinidae.